AUGUGUCCCUCCCAUCCAAUUGAGCCCAGCGCCGUCAGCGAGUCCAAGUACAUCAACUUUCCAUCUUUGCCAACAGAUGCAAAGCACCCGGAUGGAUCCCCCGCACUCAAUCGCCAUUCCCACACUAUAACCAAGGGCCAUGACUUCCCCGGCGCACGAGCUAUGCUCUACGCCGCCGGUGUCCCCGACAAGGAAGCAAUGGCUAAGAGCCCACAUGUUGGUGUUGCUUCAGUGUGGUGGGAAGGAAACCCCUGCAACAUGCACCUGAUGGAUUUGGCCAAGACUGUCAAGAAAUCGGUCACAGAAUUGGGCAUGCUGGGAUGGCAAUACAACACCAUCGGUGUCUCGGAUGCGAUCACCAUGGGCAGUGAGGGCAUGCGAUUCUCCCUCCAGACCCGCGAGGUCAUCGCCGAUAGUAUCGAGACAGUCACCUGUGCGCAAUACCAUGAUGCCUGUAUUGCAAUCCCCGGUUGCGACAAGAACAUGCCCGGUGUGGUCAUGGGUAUGGCUCGUCACAACCGCCCAUCAAUCAUGAUCUAUGGUGGUACUAUUGGAAUUGGAUACUCGGAUCACCUGCGCAAGCCUAUCAAUGUCUCAACAUGCUUUGAGGCCGCAGGUGCUUACGCCUACGGUACUCUGCGCCAGCCCGAUGAUGGCGGCGACACGAGCAAGACCCAAGACGAGAUCAUGGAUGACCUAGAGAAGCAUGCUUGCCCCGGCGCUGGCGCUUGCGGUGGUAUGUUCACGGCUAAUACCAUGGCCACGGCCAUUGAAUCAAUGGGACUGUCACUGCCCGGUUCGUCAUCCACACCGGCUGAGUCGCCGUCCAAGAUGCGUGAGUGUGUUCGUGCCGCGGACGCCAUUAAGGUCUGCUUGGAGAAGAACAUCAAGCCACGGGAUCUUUUGACCAAACGAUCCUUCGAGAACGCCCUCGUCAUGACCAUGGCGCUGGGCGGUAGCACCAACGGUGUUCUUCAUUUCCUGGCCAUGGCCAGGACAGCUGAUGUUGACUUGACCCUGGAUGAUAUCCAACGAGUUAGCAACAAAAUCCCCUUCAUUGCCAACCUGUCGCCCAGUGGAAAGUAUUACAUGGCGGAUCUGUACGAGAUUGGAGGUAUCCCGUCUGUCCAGAAGCUGCUGAUCGCGGCUGGUCUGCUUGACGGCGAUAUCCCUACUGUGACAGGUAAGACGCUGGCCGAGAACGUGGCCUCGUUCCCCUCCCUGCCGGAAGGCCAGGAUCUGAUCCGGCCCCUGAGCAACCCAAUCAAGUCCAGCGGCCAUUUGCAGAUCUUACGCGGCAACCUGGCACCUGGCGGAGCCGUCGCCAAGAUCACCGGCAAGGAAGGACUGCGCUUCAGCGGCAAAGCUCGCGUCUUCGAUAAGGAGCGCCAGCUCAAUGAUGCGCUAAACGAGGGCCGUAUCCCUCGCGGCGAAAACCUUGUUAUCAUCGUGCGCUACGAGGGACCCAAGGGUGGACCGGGUAUGCCGGAACAACUGAAGGCCAGUGCCGCCCUGAUGGGAGCCAAGCUGACGAACGUGGCAUUGAUCACCGACGGCCGGUACUCCGGCGCCAGUCACGGUUUCAUUGUUGGCCACAUUGUGCCGGAAGCCGCGGUCGGUGGUCCCAUUGCCCUUGUUCGUGACGAUGACAUCAUCACCAUCGAUGCCGAGACGAAUAGUCUAUCGAUGGAUGUCUCCGAUGAAGAGCUCGCGGAGAGACGUCGCCAAUGGACUCCUCCUUCACCGCAAAUCACCCGUGGUGUGCUGGCCAAGUACGCCCGAUUGGUUAGUGAUGCGUCUCAGGGAGCUAUGACUGAUCUGUUUUGA
This is a messenger RNA of Penicillium olsonii, 1827 nucleotides long. Lineage: Eukaryota; Fungi; Ascomycota; Eurotiomycetes; Eurotiales; Aspergillaceae. The record is from the annotation of a GenBank genome assembly.